GGGAAAGAUGUGAGAACACUUCGGCUCUCGGUUCGGUAACGAGCGUGUCCGGAACUCUCCUCCCUCCCGGCCGGGCUGAUGUGAACACACAGCCUGGGUUGGCUCCUCGUCAGAGAGCUCGCACAUCUCCGCGCGUGACGGCUCCGUCCCCCCUCACUCUUCUCUUUAAGAUUCCGCAGUUUGACAAGACGCCGCAUCCUCCCCUCUCCUGACUUUCACGGGAAUCCGGUGUCUCUUCUGUUCGGAUUCAACCAAGUUAAAUAAACCGGGAGUUUACCAUGACAGCCACCAAGGAGCAGCCGAACCAGAGGCAGAACCAGCCGCAGCAGGAUGAGGACCUGGGGGGGGGUAUUCCUCCACAGAGGAACUGGAAAGGCAUUGCCAUCGCCCUGCUGGUCAUCCUGGUGGUCUGCUCUCUCAUCACCAUGUCCGUCAUCCUCCUCACCCCGGACUCAGAAGUCAUCUACAGAAACAGUGAUGGCCACGUCAUCAAGUUCAACAUCCUGACAAACGAAUCUGAGAUUGUCCUGACAAACACCACAUUUAUUAAUUUCAACGUGGCAAAGUACUCCGUCUCCCCUGAUCUGAAAUAUGUGCUCUUCGCCUAUGAUGUGAAACAGGUUUACCGCCACUCCUACAUGGCCUCCUACAGUAUCUACAACAUUCACACACGGGAGGUGUGGGAGCUGGACCCCCCCGAGGUGGUGAACUCGGUGCUGCAGUACGCUGCCUGGGGGGUGCAGGGCCAACAGCUGAUCUACAUAUUUGAAAAUAACAUCUACUACCAAUCAGAUGUCAAGAGUAACUCCCUGAGGAUAACAUCUUCAGGGAAGGAAGGCAUCAUCUUCAACGGGAUCGCUGACUGGCUCUAUGAAGAGGAGAUCCUUCAGACCCAUGUGGCCCACUGGUGGUCCCCUGAUGGAGAGAGGCUGGCCUUCCUGGUCCUCAAUGACAGUCUGGUACCCAACAUGGCGCUGCCCCGCUUCACCGGCAUGACUUACCCCAAAGGGAAGCAGUACCCCUACCCCAAGGCGGGCCAACCUAACCCGGUGGUGAAGCUGUACGUGGUGAAUCUUUACGGGCCGACGCACACGCUGGAGCUCAUGCCUCCAGAGACACUCAAGCUGCGUGAACAUUAUGUGACCAUGGUGAAAUGGAUCAGUAAGACCAAGACGUCGGUCAGGUGGCUGAACCGAGCCCAGAACAUCUCCAUCCUGACGGUGUGUGACACCACCACCGGAGCCUGCGUCACGAAACAUGAAGAAAGCUCGGAGCUCUGGCUCUCCAAGCAGAACCAAGAACCUGUGUUCUCCAAAGAUGGCAGCCAGUUCUUCCUGACGGUCCCGGUGAAACAGGGAGGCCGUGGAGAGUUCCAUCACAUCGCCAUGUUCACCACACAGUUCAGAGCAGAUCAGAAUGAAGUGCGCCAUCUGACCUCGGGGAACUGGGAGGUGACCCGGAUCAUCGCCUACGAUGAGAACACUGACAACCUUUAUUUUAUCAGCACAGAGGGAUCACCACGACGACGGCAGCUUUUCAGUGUGAAGACGGUGGGUCUGUUCCCACGCCGGUGUCUGACCUGCGAGCUGAACAAAGCUCACUGUCUGUACUUCGAUUCUGACAUCAGCCCCACCAACCAGCACAUUAUCCUGCGCUGUAAAGGUCCUGGAGCACCUACUGUGAUCUUACACAGCCUCAUUCAUUCAAAUUACUACAUCCUGGAGAACAACUUGCUGCUGAAGGCCGCCCUGCAGUCCAAAAGGAUCCAGAUGACCGACUUCAGAACCGUGCAGAUGGAACAUUUUGAUUUACCUUUAAAGAUCUCCUAUCCUCCAGACUUCUCUGAGUCCCGUCACUAUGGCCUACUGCUGCUUAUAGACAGCACCCCCGGUGGCCAGGCGGUGAGCGAGCGCUUCUCUCUGGGCUGGGACUCGGUGCUGGUCAGCUCAGACAGCGUCAUCGUGGCCCGUCUGGACGGCCGGGGCAGCGGCUUCCAGGGUCAGAGGGUCCUGCACGAGGUCCACCAGAGGCUGGGGACUGUGGACGUCCAGGACCAGAUCGCUGCAGUGGAAUUCAUGAUGACAUUUCCAUAUAUUGAUCGAACACGGAUAGCAGUGUUUGGAAAGGGUUAUGGAGCGUACAUAACAUUAAUGAUGCUCAAGUCCACGGACAGCCUCUUCAAAUGUGCAUGUGCGAUGUCUCCGGUGACGGACUGGAAACUCUACGCAUCAGCGUUCUCUGAGAGAUACCUGGGCAUGCCAUUACGGGAUGACAGCAGAUAUCAGUUUUCCAGCGUGCUGCAGAGUGUCCAGGCGCUGAAAGAGCAGACGCUGAUGCUGGUGCACGGCACAGCAGAUGCAAACAUUCACUUCCAGCAUACUGCUGAGCUCGUCAAGAACCUGGUGAAAGUUGGAGCAAACUACUCAAUGCAGAUCUACCCCGAUGAGGGCCACUUCCUGUCCCAGCAGAGUCGCGUGCACCUAUACGCCACGCUGACCAGCUUCUACAGGGAGUGUCUGAAGGAGGAGCUCCUACCGCUGCCCGAUGACGAAGAGGAGGAGGAGGAGGAGUAGGGGGAGGCUUUGAGGGUCGGACCUUUGGCAGAGCUUGAAGGAUUUUGCAAAAAUCUGUCAAGGCCUUAUUGGACCAAGUGUUUAGCGUGACAUGGACAUUGGGUUAGCGCUGCUAAUGCUCCUAAAGUGUGUGUGCGGCUGUGUGUGUGUGAGCACUCCAGUGUGUGACUGUGUACGUGUAAAUGUGUUGAAAAGAUAACUGAAGGACACAACAGUGACACUUGCGUUGAGGCGGGAACUGGCCUCCAGUCGUCUCCAUUUUUGGACGCUUCGUUUCUUGGCAAAGCGCACAGAAGAGAUCCUCCAUGUUUCGUCUUCAUCCACAGUGCAUGGUUCUUUUCCCCCUCACACAUCUCGACAUGUUAGUCCCCAUGGUGGUAACUCUUGCAGAGGAAGAACACAGCUGUGCACUUUGAACUCACCUCUCCUUUGGUUGAUGAAAUGUUGCACAGAUAAAGAGGAAAUGUUUAGUCACUCAAGUUCACCACAACAGAGCCCAUCCUGAAUAAGAGCUACUUCCUGCUGAAACCCCCCCCAUCGCCCACCCUUAAUAUAAACAAGUGUGUAUAGGUCACACUUUAUUGUACAGGGGUCUUGAGUAGACAUGUACAAUGCCUUAUGAGGUUCAACAUACUGUAAUAUUACUUGCUGGCAGUGGUAGUCAUACAUUAGCAGUGUCAUGCUAACCUUGGUCAACUCAGGUCCUCGAGACAUGACUCCAUCAUCAGUUUAGCAUCAGCUACGACACUAUAGCAGCUGGACGCUUAGGAACAAGUGAUGCAUACCACGGUAUGAAGAUUACUGAAAUGUGGUUUACACUUAAAGGGAUAGCUUAUAUGUUUUGACAUGCGCUUCUAUGCGUUACUUAUCUCCAGUGGUGGAAAAUAACUGAGAAUAUUAUUAAGUACAUUACAUUUAGUAUUGUUUUUAUGUAAUGUUUUUACAUAUUUAUAAUUACUUGAGUUUUUCCAUGUAAUGCUAAUGUGUAGUUCUACUUCUGUACAUUUCAUAGGCACAUGGAGUACUUUUAAUCCACUCUAUUUAUUUGAACACUCAGUUACUUUGUACACAUGUAAUGAUAUAAUGAUUGUAUAAUGCAGUACUGUACUACUUAAAGUAUUUAAAUUUGGUCAACACCAACUAAAAUAUAAAAAUGCUCUCACAUGUAUAGAAACAGGAUAAAAUAAUAACUAUGAUGAUAUAAUACUGUAACAAAUAUCCAUUCUGCACAACAAAUACUUUUACUGUUGAUACUCACUUAAACAUCGUUUUAAAAUCAGGACUCUUACUUGUAGUGGAGUAUUUUGAGACCAAUGAUUUGUACUUCUACUUGAGUAAAGGAUGUGAGUACUUCUUGCAGCACUGCUUUUCUUAGUCAGAGUGCUAGGUUCAGGAACACACAGGAUAACUAGCAGGAAGCUGGGGAAUGUAUUGUUUUGGACAAGGGACACAGCCAAUCAUAUUUAAGACCCCUAUAAGAAGGCCCAUCCAGAACACCUACCCCCAGCUCUACCCUCCACAGAGCUACAGAACAUAUAUUGUAUUCCAGGAGCUGCUAUUGAAUCUCUGCUUGGAUUGGUUACUUUAUUUUUGAUGUUGUGAAACUUUGGUGACUCCAUCAAACAGAAACCUAAAGUAACUAACAGACCAAUGACAUAGCAGCAACCCCCAGGGUCUGCAGGGUUAAUGACUGCUUUACAAUGGAGUCUGGUGACAGUUCAACAGAGGGGGGGGAAGUACUGGUACUUUAGUACAAGUAGAACUACCAAAGUGUAAGAAUACUAUGUUAUAAGUAAGAGUCCUGCAUUCAAAAUGUUACUCUAUUCAAAUUAGAAAAGUAUUAGCAUCAAAACAUACUUGUAAGUAUAAGUACUCAUUAUGCACAUUGGUAAAUGUCAGAAUCAUGUAUAUAUUUUAAAUGUUGAUAAGGCAGAGCUAGUUUGAAUGACUUUGUUUGCUGAAGGAUAGACUGUGAUACUGAACAAAUGCUGUCUUUAAUUAAAUGUAUUAUGUAAACACUUUACACAUCAUGUGUGUGUAUACGUUUAGUUGAAAGCAAUAGUAUUAAGUUAAAAUAUGUUUUAUUUAAACAUAUUAGUUUUGGUUUCAACUAACCUAAAACACUUAGGUGUCAUUUGUUGACAUCAUACAUUUAAUUAAAUUUCAUUGUUGUCAGUGAAUUUACUCCAGGUGGAACUAAAGUCUGAUUCAACACUCAACACUAAAGUAACUAAAGGUAUCAACUACAGUGGCGAGCCGUGACUUUUAUACCUGGGCCCUCUGACCCCCCUUCCCUCGAAAAAAAUGAAGAGAUAUUACAGCGUAGACUUCAGCGGAAUAUCUAAACAGCGGCCCGGGGUGCAAAACGCAUCAAUGACAGCGACCCUCUACCACACAAAACAACACCAUUUAUAUAAACACCUAUCAUGACAGGGCACCCACAGCCAAGUAACAAUUACAAAUGAAUUAAGUCGGCACGGCGGCCCACAUUGAAAAUGACU
This is a messenger RNA of Gymnodraco acuticeps, 5074 nucleotides long. Its product is annotated as inactive dipeptidyl peptidase 10-like. The record is from RefSeq and is a predicted model, not a curated record. Gene Ontology annotation, biological process: proteolysis. Gene Ontology annotation, molecular function: dipeptidyl-peptidase activity; serine-type peptidase activity. Lineage: Eukaryota; Metazoa; Chordata; Actinopteri; Perciformes; Bathydraconidae.